Molecule: messenger RNA, 1395 nt
Organism: Tetrahymena thermophila SB210
Lineage: Eukaryota; Ciliophora; Oligohymenophorea; Hymenostomatida; Tetrahymenidae
Exons: 1
Source: RefSeq, a predicted model, not a curated record
AUGAAAAGCCUCUCUAAAGUUCUCUUCUUAUCUAGCUAAAUGACUAAUUUCAGCUAAUCUUCCAGGUUAGGUCUGAAAUUCGCCAGCAAGCAAAGCGUUUUUUAAUUUAGAAGCUUUCAUUUCAACAGCAUUUCCAGAUUUAGUAGCAAUUUAGGUGAAAGGGAUCUUAAGAAUUUAACUUAAAUUUUAAAUUAACAUAAGGAGAGAUAAGCUGUAGAGUAAUUGUAUGAAAUAGAAAGCAAAACCAAUACAAUUAGAUUGAAUUUACAGAAUAUAGAUAUUUCUCUAAAAUAAGAGUUUCAUAAAAGAUUGGUUGAUUACUAUUUGAAGCAAAGAGAUCUCUAAACUGAACAAGUUGAAAAGAACAGAUGCAGUGCUCUAGCUCUAUAAGAAUUAACUGAGCUUUAUUACACAUAUGAAGAAUUAGAAUUCAAAAAUGAAAUGAUGAGCACCCUUAAUAAUCUUGUUGAAUUCUUUGAUUAAUUUAAGGACAAUCUCCUAUUUAAAUCGGCUUAAACUGAAUUUGAUAAUUACAUUAUGAUUUACCAAAUUUUUACUUCCCACUAAAAAGAUAGCCAAUCAUUUGAAGUAUUUAAAAGACUUUAGGAGAAUUGCUCAUAGGAAGUAAAGCAAGCAAACUAUGAAAAAUACAUUGAUAGCCAAUGCGAAAGAGUUUCAUUGAGCCAGUUAGCUAGAAACCAUGACUAAGUUUUUGAUCAUUUAGAUAUUCUAUUUAGCGAAACUGAUAAGCUCUUAAUUCCUACAGAAAACUAAAAAUUACUAAAUAAGCUUAACUAAUAUUUCUUAAGGGGUAUUUUACUAAGUACUUAAUUUGAUAGACCUGAAAAAUAAUUGGAAUAUUAAAAUACUUAGAAAAAGUUUGUUGAAAAGUACAACUAUUAGCAAUCUUAAAUUGAAAAGAUCACUCUUUAAAUAAAAGAUAUUUCUGAGAAAAAUCCUAAUUAUUUAAAGAUAAAAGGAGAACAAGUUAUUUAAUUUGUAGAAACUCACAAAUUAGAGUUUUCUAAAAAUAUAUAAGAUGUUUGUCUGUAUCAACUGUUCAAUUAAGUAGUCUCUCUUAACUUAUUUGAGUAUUUCUACAUGCUAGUUAAAUUUGAGGCUAAUUAUAGAGAAGAAAUAGAUGAAUUUCCAAUUCUUCUGAAUGAAUCUCCUAAUGAUUUGGUAGAUGACUUUGAAGAAGUUAUUUUCAUCAAUAUUUAAACAAUAUUAGAAAUUCGUAAAUUGAUUCUUCUUUUUACUAGAGAAGUAGUUGAAAUGCAGAUAAAUGAUCCAUAUCCUAAGCUCGAAAUAUCAAGCUGGUUACCUAAAAUAAAACCUAUUUACCAAUAAAAAAUAAAAGAAUUAUUUAAAAGCAUGAAUGAAUAGUAUAUUUGA